GGCGCGCACGGAGCGGAGCGGGACGGAGCGGGACGGGCCCGGGCGCAGCGGGCGAUGGGGCCGCGGGUACGGGCGGUGCUGGGCGCGCUCCUGGCGCUGUGCGCGCUGCCGCGGGGCAGCCGGGGCCUGGCCGAGAGCUCCUUCCCCGAGGACACGGUGUCCGACCACGUCGGGGGCACGCGGGGACACCGCUUCUACCGGCACCUCUCCGAUGACGAGGACCUGGUGGCGUCCGGCGAUGGCAGCGGGGAGGACGGCAGCGGCGCACCAUGGCCGAGCGCUACCCACGUGCCCAGCGUGGGGCUGGCACCCACUGCGCCCGGGCCCCCCCCUGUGCCUGCGGGGAUGGUGGUGGCCGAGGACGAGCCCCCACUGAUUUACUUCCGGGCGCUGGUGAACUUCACCCGCAGCAUCGACUACAGCCGGCGCCUGGAGGACCCCGACUCCGAGGAGUUCCGGGAGAUCUCGGAGGCCGUGGUGGAUGCGCUGGAGUCCGAGUAUUACAAGGUGCCCGGGGAGCAAAUGGUCAGCGUGGUGUUCAUCAAGGAGCUGGAGGGUGACGUGUUCGUGGAGCUGGACGUGGGCUCGGAGGGCAACGGGGACGAGCAGCAGCUCGGGGGGGUCCUGCGGGACCUCCUGGCCGGGGGCUCCAUUGCCUCCUACGUCACCUCCCCACAUGGCUUCCAGUUCCGGCGCCUGGGGGCCGUGACCCCCCAUCCACGGCCCUGCACCGCCGCGGAGUUCACGUGCGGCAGCGGCGACUGCGUCCCCGGCGAGUACCGGUGCGACCGGCGGCACGACUGCCGCGACGGCUCCGAUGAGCUCGGCUGCG
This is a messenger RNA of Pezoporus flaviventris, 832 nucleotides long. Its product is annotated as basement membrane-specific heparan sulfate proteoglycan core protein-like. The annotation marks the transcript as partial. The record is from RefSeq and is a predicted model, not a curated record. Gene Ontology annotation, molecular function: protein binding. The transcript has 8 exons. Lineage: Eukaryota; Metazoa; Chordata; Aves; Psittaciformes; Psittacidae.